Messenger RNA from Porites evermanni, 3492 nucleotides. Lineage: Eukaryota; Metazoa; Cnidaria; Anthozoa; Scleractinia; Poritidae. The record is from the annotation of a GenBank genome assembly.
AUGGUAUUUGACGGUCCUGGAGAAGAGCUAGCAGUCAUAGCCCUUUGGAUUAAGGUACACCCUGUCUACUUCUCUGGUUACUUUUCCUUAUUCCCUACCAAUAACAAAUAUGUGAACAAAUCGCGACGCAGUUUUGCGUUUCUUUAGUUGAAUAAGUUAGCUUCAAAAUAAAAAUUGUUUCAAGGAGUCAAUUUUUUUCACAACAAAAUGCGAUUUAUAAGACCCUCCGAAAAAAAAAUCAUAAUACUUCAUUGCUAAAAAUUAAAAUUGCUGUUUGGCAAUUUAUACAAGAAUACCUUUAUUGUGUCCUUAUAAAUUUAAAAAAAAAAAUGUGGUAGGUAAAGAGACUUUCUAGCUCCAGGUUUUUUCCCCGAAUAUACCUGCCGCUAAAAAUUGAUCUACGGAAGAAUGGAUAUUUAAUUGUUCAAAAAGACAAUUAAAUAAAUUGGCAAUAACGAAUAUUAUUAUAUGGCUGAGUCUGUUUUUGAUGAGAACGAAGCUGACGUAGAAACUGAAUCGUAACCUCACCGAGGAAGAGAAUGCUACUCAGUGUUUGAAAAUUUUAACGCAGAUUACAAUUGAAGACGAGAAUGUACUGGCAGAAAGAGAGGCUUUCCCAAAAACAUUAAACGAGCGAAUCCUUGGACAAUGACAACAAACUUACCUUGAAAAGCUUCUUUGCCUUUUGCAGUGUUUUGUUUACAAGGACAAACAGAGGGAAGACGGAAACGUCUUCAAGACAGACAGUGUCCGGUUUCCAAAAUACUCCAGCGUUACAUUAAAGGGCUAAAACUUACAGUGCUCUUAGUUUUGACCAAAUAAACUUUUUCAACAUGGCGAAUUUGUUUUUAGUUCCUCCGAAAGCCUUUGUUAUGUGCUAUUGUUUUCGUGCGCCAAUAAAAACUUUCUUUUUUGACGCCUGUCAAAUGACUGUCAAAUCGUGCGUUCUGCACGUUUGUUUCCGGUCCCACAAACAGGAAGAACCCUUAUAAUAAACCUCUUAUUAGCCUCGUUUUUUCGGUCGGUACUGUAAAUUACGAAUCCUUGUUUUUUCCCAUCGAUUUAUGGCCCCCGCGCUUCGUGCUUGGGCCACAAAUCGAUGGGAAAAAACUCGGUCCGUAAUUUACAGUACGGACCGAAAACUCGGCUAAUAAGAGGUAUAUAUUUCAGCUUCCUUGGCUACAUCUAAGAAAAACGUAGAAGUAGAAGGACGAUAAAUAAAAGGUUGCAAAUCACAUAAAGUUCGAUCUAUUGAAUUAUUUACAGGCGCCCUCAAAAGGAAACAAAAUUUUUGGAAAGUUAGCAACUCUGACACAAUACAUCCUCGAAGUUGGUAGGUAUAUCAGAAUACUUAAAAAAGGUUAAACACGAAGAACAUGUGAACAAAUCCUUACUGUCCCUUCUUGCUUUUAUUCUCUGUUUAUUGGCAAUCGGCGACGCCCGCCCUCUUCUUCCUACACUUGCACAGUUUAUCAGCAAUCAUUUCAUCCUUUAAGUUCCAAUAUCUACGUAAAAAUUCUCCAGACCGAUCUUCAUGCAUUUCCUUAAAGAAUAGGUCGAGAGAUUUGAAAAAAAGAUCAACGCACUUUCUGUUUGGCAAUCAUUUAUUAAUUCACUCCCCCAAAAAUUUAUUUUACACCAAAUUUACUCAGUGCAAAUAUGGUGCAUGAACAAAGUGCAAUUUACAGUUAAAUCAAGGGCAGAGAUGUUAAAUACCUCAUUUGCCCUCAAACUUACAACCCAUGUCAACUGGGAUGCAAAUGAGGUAUUUUUACCAUCUUUGCCUUUGAUUCCCUCCUAGUUGGACUUUUUUGCGCUAUAUUUGCGGAGGGCAAAUCUGUGUAAAUCUAAUUUUUCCUUCAGUGAUUAUGACCUUUCCUCUUGUUUGUGCUAUUACUAGUAAAAUUGAAGAUGAUGUUGGUUAGGCCCUGGGAUUUAAAGGGUUUAACUGCUGAUGUCACUGCUCAGUAAGGGAGAAUGUCGUUGCUCUCGUUGCUUACAUGAUAUAAUUCAAUUUUAGUUUGGUAUAAUUUUAGUUAAACCUUGUUAUUUUACCAUGUUAAAAAAUUACUAAAAUAUGUUAAUAAAUAACUAUAGCACAAAAAGUGAACUAACAAAUGAAAAUUAUUGAGCUGCUUUUAGGAAACUUUGAAGAGCUCAAAUUUGCCAAAAACGUUUUUGAACAAGACUUGAGAACACGUCAGAUCUCUGCCUUGUUUGUAGAAAACGCGGCUGCGAGCGAUGAAGGUCUAUGGGAACGCGCGUUAAGUGUUGGCGUAAAAGACUCUGGGAAGGGUCGGAGUUUUGCACUUCGCUUUCCCCAUGAUCCCUUGCGCGGAACUAAAAUCACUCCAAUCGAUCCCGAUUACACGUCCCGGCGGUAGAGCGCGCCUGGCGAGGUUCGAGGCAGCUGAAAUCUUUAACUCGCAGAACGAUGUGUGGCUCAUCUGCUUGAACGUUUAAGGAAACCAUUUAAUGUCACCCUAUUUUACAGGUAAAACUCAUACUGUUGACAAGACCGAUGGAAUUUAUCUCAUGGAUCUGAUUCCCCAACAUUGUUCAAACGGUAAUGGCAAUGGUAAUGGCAACGGUAAUGGCAAUGGUAAUGGCAACGAUGAUGGCAAUGGUGAUUGCAAUGGUAAUGGCAACGGUUAUGGUAAUGGUAAUGGCGAUGGCGGAAAUGGCCACGGCAAUGAUAAGGAUCCCAAAAGUUUGACUUUAGAAUGUUACUACAGUUACGAAGGUUCCCUCACUACGCCUCCUUGCUUUGAGACAGUACACUGGAUAGUUGUUAAAGACUAUCUCCUUGCCUCUACCAACCAGGUAUCUAAUGCUCACUAAUAUGAAUAACUCAGUUUUACAACUGAGAGGAUAUGACACUCUACAAGUAUACUAGAGUGAUUAUACUUGAACCGUGUAAAAGGAAGUAAUAUGCUACGCACUAUUUUGCACUAAUUCUGUUGUCUUCUUUUGUUUACCUCUUGAUUUUUUGCAUUAUUUGUUAACAUCUGUUUCACGGUUCAAGUAAAAUCCCUUUAAGAUACGGAAUCUGAUUAAGACCGGUCAGUGUCACAAUAUAUAGCGAUGACCGGAGCCAAUUCUAGGCAUGUAUUGCGUUAACUACUAUGCAGACCGUUACAGGAUACAUUGAAAUUAUUGUGAAUGCAAUACCAAAAUUGUGUUUAAAACAGUCUAUGAUGCAUCGUACGUCAGAUUUUAUUAUCACACCGGCGUCUUUACUUUUAAGUAGCAUAGCCAUAGAUAUCGAUAAUGUUAGUUCAAAUUGUGCUAGAAACAAUUAGCUUAAACCAUAUGAUGGGUCGUAAGUUUCCUUGCUUGAUAUAUUUUAAUUUUUUUUCGGUGUUUCAGCUUAACAAGUUCAGGAAACUUAAGGGUGAACAUGGUAGAAAUCCUCCUCUCAUGUGCGACAACUACAGACCAAUCCAACCACUGAAUGACCGCACUAUUUACUCCACCACAAAUAACGAUUAG